Messenger RNA from Silurus meridionalis, 769 nucleotides. It is a transcript of the gene rfxank, whose product is annotated as regulatory factor X-associated ankyrin-containing protein. Gene Ontology annotation, molecular function: protein binding. The transcript is spliced from 7 exons. Gene Ontology annotation, cellular component: nucleus. The coding region runs from base 40 to 624 and encodes 194 amino acids. NCBI's taxonomy places the organism in Eukaryota, Metazoa, Chordata, Actinopteri, Siluriformes, Siluridae. Gene Ontology annotation, biological process: regulation of transcription by RNA polymerase II. The record is from RefSeq and is a predicted model, not a curated record.
UUUUAAUCACAUUUAACCAGUUGUGAUAAUUAACCUGUGAUGGAGGAGAGAAGUGACGGGAGCGCGCUUCAUCACUCCGCCACCCUCACCAACAAACAGCGCGGGAACGAGCUCACAGUCCGACCUGCAACUCUGGACAAUUUGUCUAUUCAUCAACUAGCAGCUCAUGGAGAAAUCUCCAAAGUGAGGACACAAGUGGCCAGUGACGCCGCUUUACUGAACAGUCAGGAUGAACGAGGAUUCACAGCACUUAUGUGGGCAGCAGCGUUUGGAGAGAUCGAAAUGGUCCAGUUUCUGCUAGAGAAGGGUGCUGAUCCAAAAACCUUCGCGAGGGAGCGUGAGAGCGCGUUAUCCUUAGCCAGUGCAGGAGGAUACGCAGACAUCGUCCAGAUGCUUUUACAGCACAAUGUCGAUGUCAAUUCCUACGACUGGAACGGAGGGACGCCUCUUCUUUAUGCAGUCCGUGGAAAUCAUAUUAAAUGCGUCCAAGCUUUACUCCUAAAUGGAGCUGAUAUUACAUUCGAAGCCGAUUCUGGAUACAGUCCUGUGGCACUCGCUAUUGCUCUUGGAUACAAAAAAAUGCAAAAGCUGCUUGAGGAUCACAUACUGCAACUGCUCAAAUGAUCACACACACACACACUGAGCACACACUGAAUACACACUGAACACACACACUGAACACACACACUGAACACACACACGCCUUUUUAAAUGCCUUUUUUUAAGCUUUGUAAUAAAACUAUUACCAUACACCUGCCUUUCAAAGCCA